AUUAAUAAUAAGAUGAUGAGUAGGUACUUAAAUAUUUUAUAUUUUUAUAAACAAAAACUUAAAAUUAUUAUAAUGAUUAAAUAAUGAUCAAGUGUAAUGUUUAUUGCCUACAAAUAGAGAUCCUACUCAUACAACAAGUCCUACAAAUCAGAAAAACAACUCAUUCUUACACAACUUCAAAAACCAUACAUAAACCUCUUCCAUUCACCCACCUUUUCUAAUCUUCUGAAAACAAAUCAAAAUGGCCCUGAAAAAAUCCAAGCAAGAUCACGGAGGAGCUGCUAAGAAGCGAGUAGCCGCGAUUUUUGGUGUCACGGGGCUAGUAGGGAGAGAGCUUGCUCGGAGGCUAAGCUCGAAGUACUCGUGGAAAGUAUAUGGCAUAGCGCGAAGAGAGGAGCAAAUAAGCUCUUUAAAAAACGGCAGUAAUGAUUACAACUUCAUUUCCUGUGAUCUUCUGUGUCCUUUGGAUACACAAAAGAAGCUGUCUUGUUUAGAAGAUGUGACUCACAUUUUCUGGGUUACUUGGGCUAAUCAGUUCCCCCUUGAUAGCCCAGAAUGCUGUGACCAAAACAAAGAGAUGUUGUCGAAUGCGUUGGAUGCAAUGCUACCGAAAGCCAAGUCCUUAAAACACGUUUCUCUUCAGACAGGUAUGAAGCAUUAUGUUUCAUUGAGAGGUCCAAAUAGUUUAAGAGAUGUUGAUAUCGCGGUAUAUGAUGAGGAUUGUCCUAGAGCUUCUAUAGGGAAUAACUUCUAUUAUGUACUAGAAGAUUUGCUUGAGGAGAGGCUUGCUGUUAAUAAGGUAGCAUGGUCGGUCCAAAGGCCUGGUUUGAUUACAGGGUAUUCAAGCAGGACAUUUUAUAAUUUUAUGGGUUGUCUUGCUGUUUAUGGAAGUAUUUGUAAGCAAUUGAAUCUUCCUUUUGUGUUUGGAGGAUCAAGGGAGUGUUGGGAAGAGGCAUGUAUUGAUAUCUCGGAUGCUCGGCUAGUUGCUGAGCAACACAUUUGGGCUUCUACUGAUGAUCAAGUAUCCUCAAGCAGUGGCCAAGCCUUCAAUGCCAUUAACGGGGUUUGUUUCACAUGGAAAGAGAUAUGGCCGGUGAUAGGGAAAAAGUUCGGCCUAGAAGUUCCUGAAAACAUGUUUUCCAACGAUUUUCUAUAUUCCAAGGCUAUGGCAGACAAGGCUGGAGUUUGGAGAGAGAUUGUGGAGAAGAAAGGUUUGGUGGAGACAGAGAUGGAAGAAUUGGCUAACUGGCCAUUUUUGGACAUCCUGUUUCGAUCCCCCAUGAAGUUACUAGGAACGCGAGCGAAAGCUGAUCGCCUGGGUUUCAAAACGAGGUAUACAGCGUCAGAAUCAAUUUCGUAUUGGAUAGAUAACAUGAGAGAUGAAAAAUUGAUACCUUAAGGCAGAGCCCGAAAUGUAGCCAAACUUUGCAUAUAGAAAAGAAACAGAAUUGUACGUAUUUACAGCAGUAAUGUGUAAUAAGUUUCCUGCAAAUUCCAUAUCCUGCAUUAAUAUUCUAAAUAAAUCCUGAUUUCAGCA
This is a messenger RNA of Chenopodium quinoa (quinoa), 1537 nucleotides long. RefSeq names its product 3-oxo-Delta(4,5)-steroid 5-beta-reductase. The record is from RefSeq and is a predicted model, not a curated record. The coding region runs from base 242 to 1399 and encodes 385 amino acids. The transcript has a single exon. NCBI's taxonomy places the organism in Eukaryota, Viridiplantae, Streptophyta, Magnoliopsida, Caryophyllales, Amaranthaceae.